Closterium sp. Naga37s-1 is the source of this 894-nucleotide messenger RNA. The record is from the annotation of a GenBank genome assembly. NCBI's taxonomy places the organism in Eukaryota, Viridiplantae, Streptophyta, Zygnematophyceae, Desmidiales, Closteriaceae.
AUGGUGGGAAGCAUGACGGAGGAUGGCGCGAUGGUGGGUGCGAUGGUGGGUGCGAUGGUGGGUGCGAUGGUGGGUGCGAUGGUGGGUGCGAUGGUGGGUGCGAUGGUGGGUGCGAUGGUGGGUGCGAUGGUGGGUGCGAUGGUGGGUGCGAUGGUGGGUGCGAUGGUGGGUGCGAUGGUGGGUGCGAUGGUGGUGGGUGCGAUGGUGGGUGCGAUGGUGGUGGGUGCGAUGGUGGUGGGUGCGAUGGUGGGUGCGAUGGUGGGUGCGAUGGUGGGUGCGAUGGUGGGUGCGAUGGUGGGUGCGAUGGUGGGUGCGAUGGUGGGUGCGAUGGUGGGUGCGAUGGUGGGUGCGAUGGUGGUGCCAUGGAUGGUGGGUGCGAUGGUGGGUGCGAUGGUGGGUGCGAUGGUGGUGCCAUGGAUGGUGGGUGCGAUGGUGGGUGCGAUGGUGGGUGCGAUGGUGGGUGCGAUGGUGGGUGCGAUGGUGGUGCCAUGGAUGGUGGGUGCGAUGGUGGGUGCGAUGGUGGGUGCGAUGGUGGUGCCAUGGAUGGUGGGUGCGAUGGUGGGUGCGAUGGUGGGUGCGAUGGUGGUGCCAUGGAUGGUGGGUGCGAUGGUGGGUGCGAUGGUGGGUGCGAUGGUGGGUGCGAUGGUGGGUGCGAUGGUGGGUGCGAUGGUGGUGCGAUGGUGGUGCGAUGGUGAUGGUGCCAUGGAUGGUGCCAUGGAUGGUGCCAUGGAUGGUGCCAUAGAUGGUGCCAUGGAUGGUGCCAUAGAUGGUGCCAUGGAUGGUGCCAUAGAUGGUGCCAUGGAUGGUGCCAUAGAUGGUGUUCAACCAUCAGUCAGCCGACUCACCAUUUUCAGCGGCGCUGCCGUGGGUCGCGAGGAAGCUGAUGGCAACUAG